GGACAAAGCCAUUUUGGGCUUGGCAAUCAUGCAAUAAAUUAAUUGUCGAUAUCGUUUUGUCUCCUUGCUAGCAAUCAUCCCCUCCUUCAUUCUUCCCUGGCCCCUCAUCAAGAAUCCGAAUCGGAGAGGAAGGAUUGCAGCGGAGGAGCUCUGAGGGUCAAUGGCUUCAAGAGAGUGGUUCUUCCUUGUUCUUAUUUUUGUUAUUGGCUGGGAAAAUGCUGAUGCUAGAAGUUUUGCCAAAAUUGAAGUUUUGAUAACAGAAAUUGACCUUGAAUUACCUGAAAACCCAAUCAGAGCAUUUACAGAAGUCAAGAGAAAUGAACAAUUGUGCACAGUGUGCGAGAACUUUACUGCACAGGCCAUUCAGUAUCUCAGCAAAAAUAAAACUCAAACUGAGAUAAUUGAGACCCUUCAUCAAGCGUGUUCUGAGUGGAAACCGUUUGAGGAGCAGUGUCUUCUGCUAGUGGACUACUAUUCGGCACUUUUCUUUGCUGAGAUAUCUAAGAUACAUCCAGAGGACUUUUGCACGAAGUUCAAUCUUUGUGAGCAGAUGCUUUCUGUUAGUCUACUAAAAAGUGAAAAUUCUUGCUCCGUUUGUCGCAAUGUCAUGGCCCAAGUACUAGUUAAGCUGAAAGAUCCUGACACACAGUUUGAGGUAAUCAAGAUGCUUCUGAAGGAAUGCAACCAGAUGGAACAAUAUGUCCAACAGUGUAAGAGGCUGGUGCUCCAGUAUGGCCCUUUGAUCCUUGUCAAUGGCGAAAAGUUUCUAGAGGACACAGAUGUUUGCGUUGCCAUUCAUGCAUGCAAGACUGACAAAGCUGAACUCGUCAAUGACGCUGUCUCAGAAGUGCGAUCUCUAGCCGUCUCAAUGUAGCAUGACCAAUGCAGCAGAAAUAAUUGAAAGUUGCACAACUUGUAUCAUACAACUUAUGUAAAGCUUGGAGGCUUGCCCAUCCACAUUGCUAUGUUUGUUGCCCGAUCAACUUUAAUUGCAAACUAUUUGUAUUAUCGACUGCAAGAUCUUGUGCUCGUGUGCCAAGACCAUAUUCUGUAAACUUAUCAAUCAAAAGAUGAGUAUUGUAUAUUUGUAUA
Messenger RNA from Zingiber officinale, 1092 nucleotides. Its product is annotated as prosaposin-like. The transcript has 6 exons. NCBI's taxonomy places the organism in Eukaryota, Viridiplantae, Streptophyta, Magnoliopsida, Zingiberales, Zingiberaceae. The record is from RefSeq and is a predicted model, not a curated record. Bases 161 to 874 code for a protein of 237 amino acids. Gene Ontology annotation, biological process: lipid metabolic process.